Corylus avellana is the source of this 941-nucleotide messenger RNA. RefSeq names its product putative glutathione S-transferase. The record is from RefSeq and is a predicted model, not a curated record. Gene Ontology annotation, cellular component: cytoplasm. Gene Ontology annotation, molecular function: glutathione transferase activity. Gene Ontology annotation, biological process: glutathione metabolic process. NCBI's taxonomy places the organism in Eukaryota, Viridiplantae, Streptophyta, Magnoliopsida, Fagales, Betulaceae.
UUUCAGGUCUUUAAAAGCCGCAAGCGACCUACACACAAAAACCCACCUCCGCAUAUGUACUUGCUUUGCUUUGAUCUUUAGUUCAGGUGUGUGACUGAAAAAUGGCGGACGAGAUUGUUCUUCUGGAUUUCUGGGCCAGCAUGUUUGGGAUGAGGGUGAGGAUCGCGCUGGCUGAGAAGGGGAUCAAGUACCAGUACAAGGAGGAGGACCUGAGGAACAAGAGCGAGCUGCUUCUCAAGAUGAACCCGGUUCACAAGAAGAUCCCGGUUCUCAUCCACAACGGUAAACCGGUUUGUGAAUCCCUUAUCAUCGUUCAGUACAUUGACGAGGUGUGGAAGGACAGGUGUCCGUUGUUGCCCUCUGAUCCUUACCAGAGAGCUCAAGCCAGGUUCUGGGCUGAUUUUGUUGAUAAGAAGGUGUAUGAUGUUUCAAGGAGAGUAUGGACCACAAAAGGAGAAGAACAGAAGGCAGCAAAGAAAGAGUUCUUUGAAACCUUCAAGAUAUUGGAAGUAGAGCUCGGAGAGAAGGCUUUCUUUGGGGGUGAAAGUUUUGGGUUUGUGGACCUUUCUCUCAUCACUUUCUACAGCUGGUUUCAUGCUUAUGAGACAUUUGGCAACUUCAGCAUGGAGGCAGAGUGCCCCAAGAUUAUUACAUGGGCUAAAAGGUGCCUGCAAAGGGAGAGUGUUGCCAAGACUCUUCCUGACCAGAAGAAGGUUUUUGAGUUUAUCGUGGAGAUGACGAAGAGGCUUGGCGUGGAGUAGAGUCUACAAGUGUACGUGCGUUAUGUAAAAAGAGAACGUAUAUGGUGAAUAAGGACACUUCGUUGUGUCUGCCAAAUGUUGGGUGAAGUUCUGGCUUUCUACCAUUUGGAGUGUACUUAAGUUUUAGUGUACGCGUACGUGUAUGCAGGGGAAUGGAGUUUAUCUGCUUUUCUUUUUGUA